Vicugna pacos (alpaca) is the source of this 1297-nucleotide messenger RNA. The record is from RefSeq and is a predicted model, not a curated record. NCBI's taxonomy places the organism in Eukaryota, Metazoa, Chordata, Mammalia, Artiodactyla, Camelidae.
UCUGCUGACUUGAGCAUGCUACGCUUCCUGCACGGAAUCUGGUCGGCAGCCCUGAACGGAGACCUGGGCCGAGUGAAGUACUUAAUCCAGAAAGCGGCGGACCCCAGUCAGCCUGACUCGGCUGGCUACACGGCUCUGCACUACGCCAGCCGCAACGGGCACUAUGCUGUGUGUCAGUUCCUGCUGGAAAGCGGGGCCAAGUGCAAUGCCCAGACCCACGGGGGUGCCACUGCCCUGCACCGGGCCAGCUACUGUGGGCACACCGACAUCGCCCGGCUGCUGCUGUCGCACGGGUCCAACCCCAGGCUGGUGGACGAUGACGGCAUGACCAGCCUGCAUAAGGCUGCCGAGAAGGGUCACACGGACAUUUGCUCCCUCCUGUUGCAACACAGCCCAGCCCUGAAGGCCGUCCGGGAUCGGAAGGCACGACUAGCCUGUGACCUGCUGCCCUGCAACAGUGAUCUGAGGGACUUGCUGGCCAGCUGAACUGCCACCUGCAGUCUCAGGCUGCAGGCGAGGGGACACAGACCAGCUCUCCCAGCCCUCGCCCUGGUCAGCAUCUGUGUGCAGGGCAGGGAGCCGAGGCCGGAAGACCCAGGAGGAGCCCCCGUUCUGGCCCCUGAGGGAGUGAGGGAGGAGGCUUGGUGGGGCAGCAAGUGCUUCAGCCUGGCCAGAUGCUCGUAGUCUAAAUUAGCUCAUGUGGAGACAUCUAUCCGUUUGGAAAAAAUAAAAUGAUAUCCUUACCUUAUCCCACACACAAGGAUAAAUUUCAAGUAGUUUAAAGACCUGAAUAUAAAAACAGAAAAACAUGUAAGCAUUAGAAGAAACUGGAAUAUGUGACAAAUGAAAAGCUCUGUCUAGCCGAGUGACCUUGGUCCAAGUCACUUUCCCUCUCUGUCCCGUGUCCUCAUCUCUGAGAGGAGGGGCUGCCACGAGACCAUGCAGGGGUGAGAUGAGUGAGGCUGUGGAGAGCACUGGAGACAGUGCCGGGCACUUUGCAGACAGUGUAUAAGAGCACCCACUUCCCCCAAACCUCAUCAGUGCUCACGUUUCUCCAUAAUUUCAUUAAUUUUAACAAUCUGAUAGCUAUUGCUUUGUUCUGUUUUGCAUUGCUACUUGCUAGUAAGGCUGAACACCUGUCUUCUGUGAACUUCUUGGCCCAUUUAAAACUUUUUUCUUUUUUGAUUUGUAGGAGUUGUUUAUAUAUUCUGGAUAUUGAUCCUUUGUUUUUAUGUAUGUGUAUAUAUAUAUAUAUACAUACAUAUAUAUAUAUGUAGUUUUUUUCUUUCUUCUUUCA